CUCCCCCUCUCCCUGGCCUGGCGUGGCUUUAAUAUUUACAGCCUCCUUGUCGGGCUACAUGCCUGAGCGCCCGAAGCAAGCAAAACACUGCUUGCCUCUCCCUCCCCGGUGUUGGGGAGCUGUUUCAUCCAGCUUCAUUCCUUCCUUCUACAUCACGCGGGAGGCUUGCCUCCUGGCCGGGACGAGUUCUUCCUGAGCGGACUGUGGAAUCCGUUCACUUCGCCAACACAGAAGGAUGGAUUCUGACUCCGACUCACCUUUUAACUACUCCUGGCCUUCCUUUCCCAAAAUGAAGAUUCGCCGAAGGGCAUCCAAGCAAGAUCGCUCCUUUGAGGCCCUCAAAGCAUCCAAGCGCCCCCCAGCAUUGCUGGCUGCAGGCCAGCUCUCCGACCUGCUGAAUGGAGGAGAUGAAAUCUAUGCCAACUGUAUGGUGAUUGAUCCGGUUGGCGAUUUGGAUAUCAACUAUAUUAAUAUAGAGGGCAUCCCCGCCAGCACCAGUGCUGAACCCAUGGGUUCCACUCUGGGAUCUGAGAACCACAUGUACCUCCCUCCUACAGAAACCAGCCCUGGUAUGUUCCCAGGCAGGGAGGACAGGGAAGUGGUGGGAAAUACUGAAGCCCAGUGGCCCUUUACAUCACCAUCCAGUUCAUACAAUUUGAAUCUUUCUUUAGGUCUUCAUGGACUCAAGAAAGAACAAAGCCAUCUGAAGAAAAGAAGUUCCAGCCUGGACGCCUUGGAUGUCGAGAGCGUGGGGGCCGGGCAUUCUGAGCACACACACGUGUGCUACCCUCCCGAGCCUCACGGUGCCUCAAGGACCGGGGUUCCUGCUGCCGAUGAAUUGGAUUCUUUUGAGAACGACACAAUACCAGAUUUUCAUAUCUCCAGGACUGAAUCGCUUUCUCUCUCAAGUAAUCUGCAGCCAAAGGAAUCACUGCUUUCUGGAAUCCGCUCACGUUCUUAUUCCUGCUCGUCAACCAAAAUUUCUUUAGGAAAAACUCGGUUGGUGCGUGACUUCACAGUGUGCAGUUCAAGCGAGGAGCAAAGAGCUUACGGCCUAUCGGAGCCACCAAGAGACAAAAGAAUUCAGGAAGAAGAAUGGGAUAAAUACAUCAUACCUACCAAAUCGGAGUCUGAAAAAUACAAAGUGAGCCGGACUUUCAGCUUCCUCAUGAAUAGGAUGACUAGUCCUCGGAAUAAAUCCAAGAUGAAAAGCAAGGAUGCUAAAGACAAAGAGAAACUCAGUCGACAUCAGUUUGUCUCAGGAACAUUCGCUGGUGUUCUGCAAUGUUCAGCUUGUGAUAAAACCGUCUUGGGAAAAGAGUCAUUCCAGUGUUCCAACUGCAACACGAGUGUCCACAAGGGCUGCAGAGAUGCCGCACCCCCGUGUCCCAAGAAAUUCCAAGAGAAAUACAACAAGAACAAACCACAGACCAUCCUUGGAAACUCCUCGUUUAGAGACGCUCCACAGCCGGGUCUCUCCUUGCAUACUUCUUCCUCCAUGCCCAUUGGAUUGCCCACGGGAAGGAAGGACAGUGCGGGCCAGGUGCAUCCAUUGUCCAGAAGUGUCCCGGGCCCCACCUUGGAAAGCUUCCGGAGGUCAGUGACAUCCUUGGAGUCAGAGAGUGACAGCAGCAACUGGAGAAGCAGGUCGCACUCCGAUGAGGUGCUGCAGUCCGUGGGCUCUUCUCCCUCCACGGAGUGUUUCAUCAUGGAAGAUGUCGUGGAUUCUUCUCUAUGGAGUGACCUCAGCAGUGAUGCCCAGGAGUUUGAAGCAGAAUCGUGGAGUCUUGCGGUGGAUCCCUUGUUCUGUAGUCAACAGGAAAAGGAUGUCAUCAAAAGACAGGAUGUCAUUUUUGAGCUGAUGCAAACGGAAAUGCAUCACAUCCAGACCCUGUGCAUCAUGUCUGAGGUCUUCAGGAAGGGCAUGAAGGAGGAGCUGCAGCUGGACCACAGCACCGUGGACAAGAUCUUCCCCUGCUUGGAUGAGCUGCUUGAGAUCCACCGGCACUUCUUCUACAGUAUGAAGGAGCGAAGGCAGGAGUCCUGUGCUGGCAAUGAAAAGAAUUUUAUCAUCAGCCGAAUUGGAGAUAUUCUGGUGCAACAGUUUUCAGAAGAGAACGCAAGCAAAAUGAAGAAAAUAUAUGGAGAAUUCUGUAGCCAUCACAAAGAGGCCGUUAGCCUCUUCAAAGAGCUCCAGCAGAAUAAGAAGUUUCAGAAUUUUAUUAAGCUGUGGAACAGUAACCUGCUGGCUCGACGCCGCGGAGUUCCAGAAUGCAUUCUGCUGGUUACUCAGCGCAUCACCAAGUACCCUGUGUUGGUGGAAAGGAUUCUGCAGUACACAAAGGAAAGGACUGAAGAACACAGAGACCUGUGCAGAGCUCUGUCCUUGAUUAAAGACAUGCUGGCAGCUGUGGACCUGAAAGUCAACGAGUAUGAGAAAAACCAAAAGUGGCUGGAGAUCCUCAGUAAGAUUGAAAACAAAACAUGCACGAAGCUCAAGAAUGGCGAUGUGUUCAGGAAGCAGGCGUUGGUGAGCCAAGAAAGGACCCUCUUGCACGACGGCCUCGUGUACUGGAAGACCGCCACCGGCCGCUUCAAAGAUAUCCUGGCUCUCCUUCUGACUGAUGUGCUGCUCUUUCUACAAGAAAAAGACCAGAAAUACAUCUUUGCAGCUGUUGAUCAGAAGCCAUCCGUUAUUUCGCUGCAGAAGCUAAUUGCUAGAGAAGUUGCCAAUGAGGAGCGAGGCAUGUUUCUGAUCAGCGCGUCAUCUGCUGGUCCCGAGAUGUACGAGAUCCACACCGCUUCCAAGGAGGAACGGAAUAACUGGAUGAGGCGGAUCCAGCAGGCAGUGGAAAGUUGCCCAGAAGAAGAGGGAGGAAGGACAAGCGAAUCCGACGAAGAGAGGCGGAGAGCUGAAGCCAGAGUGGCCAGAAUUCAGCAGUGUCAGGAAAUACUCAGCAGCCAAGACCAGCAGAUUUGCACGUAUUUGGAGGAGAAGCUGCACAUCUACGCCGAACUUGGAGAAUUGAGUGGAUUGGAGGAUGUGCACCUGGAACCCCACCUCCUCAUUAAACCCGACCCGGGAGAGCCUCCGCAGGCAGCGUCCUUACUGGCAGCAGCACUGAAAGAAGCUGAGAGCCUGCAGGUUGCGGUGAAAGCGUCGCAGGUGGGAGAGGCCAGUCAGCGCUCCGAGGACAGCUGUGCAGACUCUGCCUGGACAGACGCACCUGGCUCCCAGGAGCUGCCGGGGUCACCUGCUGCCUCGCUUGGCCCAGAGGGGGCAGAAGGAAGAGGCUGUUGGGAUGAGGACGGCGGGACCCAGGGUGUGGGAACUGGCCAGGAGAUCCCCGAUGCGGUGGAGAAGGUGGAAUGCAGAAGUUUUCCAGGUUCUUCGCAGUCAGAGAUUCUGCAAGCCAUACAGAAUUUAACGCGUCUCCUGUAUAGCCUUCAGGCUGCCUUGACCAUUCAGGACAGCCACAUCGAGAUCCACAAGCUGGUCCUGCAGCAGCAGGAGAGCCUGGCCCAGGGCCUCUCGUUCCGAGGCAGCCCCUUUCCGGACCAGGAGAAGGCCCGCAGCCUGGAGAAGCCGCGCGAGGCGCUGGACGUCCACAAGCUCCAGCACCAGUUCCAGCAGGAGCAGCGGCGCUGGCACCGCAGGUGCGACCAGCAGCAGCGGGAGCAGGAGGCCAAGGAGAGCCUGCUGCAGGCACGCGAGCGGGAGUGCCAGUCCCAGGAGGAGCUGCUGCUGCGGAACCGGGGCGAGCUGGACCACCAGCUGCAGGAGUACCAGCAGAACCUGGAGCGGCUGCGUGAGGGCCAGCGCAUGGUGGAGCGGGAGCGGGAACAGGUGCGCGCCCAGCAGGGCCUGCUGUGCCGCUGGAAACACGGCCGCCAGAGGAGCCUGCCCGUCGCCUUUCCUGCUGGGGACAAGGAGGCAAUGGAACUUAACAGAUCUGAGAGUUUAUGCCAUGAGGGCUCGUUCUUCAUCAAUGACGCAUUAGUGCAAAUGUCCCUGAACACUUUCAACAAAGGAGCCCAUCAGGAUGGCACGCACCCCCCAAGUCUGUCACAUGCUGAUUUGGUCAGGACUUGUGAAAACCAAGUGGACCGUAGGACAGAUGAUCCUCCGCCUGUGGAUGUCAACCAUGAACUGCGGACAGUCCCCGGGGCCUGUCAUCAGGAGCCUCCUCUCCAGGAAGGCAGCCAGGAGUCUUGUAACAAUGAUCUAGACACGUCCCAGGGUGAGUCCUCAGCACCGGACAUCUCCAAUCCACAUCACCCUCAGCCACAGACCUUCGCAGCAGAAGCAAAGCUCGAUCUCCAGACAGUGACCAGACAAGAUGGGGAAACUGGAGAUGCAGUAGAAGAAAAUAUUGUUUACCUCUGAUUGCAUUGUCAUUAUUUUUUCAAACAAAACAAAACACUGGCACUUUUGGGAGAAACAUUUUUUUCCUAUACUUUAUGUAUGUGUGAUUGUGUCCAAAUUGCUUUGAGAAAAAUAUUUAAUAUUUCAUGCAAGUUCAUUUUUUGGCAUGCAUCUAAUAAUUAAAUUAUUGAAAGCAGCUCUGUUUGUAUCAUCUUUAACUUAUCACAUCUAAGUUCAAAUUUCUGGAAGAGAAACAUAAUUUGAAUGAGAAGAACUAUUCCAAAAGUUGUUUUGGCCCUACAGUAAAAUUGCGUUUUUCUCCAGGUUGUCUGGGUGUUGAAAUGCCUUAAAGGGCAAUGUUCAUAAGGGAUGACUUUCACAGGCACAGCAGAGGGGCCUCAGUGCCUGCCCUGGCAGGGGGAUGUGGGAGAGGCCCUCUCUCAGUUGGCUUUCAUGUGCUGAUGUCUCUUGGGGGCAUCAAAGGUGUAGAUCUGUCAUGGUCAGCAUUGAGGCAACACGUCCUUCCUGGGCAGCGUCCCGGACACAAUCUGGACACAUGGAGGGCCCGAGCCUCAUGCUCUGCCGUCACCUUUGUGCUCCAUGUGCGGCAGGGAUUCAAGCCACGGUUCAGCAGCAGCGGCUUUCAGCACAGCCUGGAGCCUAGAGCCCCCCAGCUAGCCCCUUCUGAUGUAAAUAAUGAAACUGCACAGGAGCCCUCACUCCUGUCCUCAUGCUCUGUCCCUGCCCCGUGAGCACCUGGAGCACCGAUGGCUACCAGUCCCUGAGGGCGCCCCAAGGAGGAGCCCUUCCUCUCUGGGCAGCUCCUGCCUGGCCAGCCUCUCCUCAUCCUGGAAAGCUGGCCCAUCCUGCUGCCCCUGAGUCCCCUGGGUUUCUGUGCGGGGAAAUGACCUGGGUGAGUUCCCUCUUGUUGUUCAGAGAUGUUUGUGUAUGUUCCAGUCAUUGUCAAUAAAUAGCUUUGACCUCA
This is a messenger RNA of Oryctolagus cuniculus (rabbit), 5351 nucleotides long. RefSeq names its product Rho guanine nucleotide exchange factor 28 (gene ARHGEF28). Gene Ontology annotation, molecular function: guanyl-nucleotide exchange factor activity. Gene Ontology annotation, biological process: regulation of Rho protein signal transduction; cell morphogenesis. The record is from RefSeq and is a predicted model, not a curated record. NCBI's taxonomy places the organism in Eukaryota, Metazoa, Chordata, Mammalia, Lagomorpha, Leporidae.